CUGGCAUCAACGUCAACUUAACAGCUUUCGCCAGCUCGAACGCGCUGGACACCGAGCACUGCAGGUAAAGAGGUCUGCAGUUGCCCUUGGAAUAAUGCUGCAAUCCUCCUCCGCAGUCACCUCCUAGAAUCCAUUGGAAAUUCGUCAAAGCGCACAUUAUUGGAGCAAUACCCGAUAUUGCCGUCUUCAAGAAAGGCGCGGUCCCCCGGCCCCGAGUGGCCCGGUUUCCACAUCACCGAACCUAGACAGACCUUUCGCCUUUCCUGCAUCUGAUAGUCUCCCAACUUUGGCAACAUCCUACCCCAACCCCUACUCCGAUCUCAUCUCGUUGCGACGGACGGGAAAGGGUUGCGCCAUCACACAACAUGGCAUUCCAGACGGCAGCGUUGCCCAGCAUCGCUGCUGUGACUACAGAUCUGUGGCCAUCCAUGGCCAACACUCUGAUGAUGCCUUUCCGCGGAGCAUGGUUACCGCCGACCCCGAAACACUCGUCAACAUGUGCGCCCAAGCUUGAAUUGAGCGAGCAAUCCCGACGCCAGCAAUCAUCACCCACUCAGGCCAACGCCCACCCAAAGUUCGAACUGCCUGAAUUCCUUCGCGAUGCGGCCUACGAUGGUGCCCUCAUGCCCAGACACGUCCCAUCCGUGUUUAAUAUCCACCGAUCCAUCUCUACCAUGUCUAGUGGUGCCCUGCUCGCCUCGAAUCCCAUCGUCCGUCGGCUGAACGCUCAACGUCUUGCGCUUCGACCCCUGUCUACCUUGACUGCAACACGCACGCCCUUGUCUUCGAGCUCUUUCCCUAUGACGAUUGUUCCCCAACGGCGAUUUUCUCAGAAUGGCGGGCUUUCUAGGAAUCUUCUGGCUCAUAUGGAAGAAUCCGCGAACAGGAACCCUUCAAGCGCAACCGCCCAGAAUGCAUUCUACCAAGCACUCCUCAAAGCCAACAUGCCCGCUAUCAUCAUCGAGAGAUACCGCUCGGGUCGUUUCGCCACCAAUGCAGCUGCAGAUGAAGUAUACCAGAAAGCUCUCAGCCAGCUCGCUCCUCCCGGUGCCCAGGGAAUCGAUACUACUGAGGACAAUCUCCCCUCCGAUCUGACUCCGACCCAGCUUCAGGCUGUUAAACAAGCCUUGGCGGCUCGUGCGCGGGGUGGCAACCUUGCCGUCGCUAAGGGCACUUCUGGUGGUACUGCUGGUAGUGGUGCGCCGCUCCACGUUGUUGUCGACGAGACGAUGGGCAGUGCUCUCUUCCGAUGGGUCAAGUUUAUUCUCUGGUUUUGCCUCUUUACGUAUCUAAGUCUGGUUAUCAUCACUAUGCUGGUCGAGGGCAUGAGCGUGCUCAAGCGCCCAGGUGCCAAGGUCGACAGUGAAGCUAAGUCUGAAUCGCAAAAGGCCAGGUUCUCCGAUGUGCACGGUUGCGACGAAGCCAAGGAAGAGCUGCAGGAGAUGGUGGACUUCUUGCGAAACCCGGAAAAGUUCUCUACACUUGGUGGCAAGCUACCCAAGGGCAUCCUACUUGUUGGUCCUCCUGGAACUGGAAAGACGCUGUUGGCCAGGGCUGUUGCUGGCGAGGCCGGCGUUCCCUUCUUCUACAUGUCUGGCAGCGAAUUCGACGAGGUCUAUGUCGGUGUUGGUGCUAAGAGAGUCCGAGAGCUCUUUGCAGCGGCCAAAGCUAAGUCCCCUUCGAUUGUCUUCAUUGAUGAGCUUGAUGCCAUUGGCGGUCGUCGUAACGCGCGUGAUGCUGCCUAUGUCAAACAAACUCUGAACCAGCUGCUUACCGAGUUGGACGGCUUUGAACAAAACAGCGGUGUUAUCAUCAUUGGUGCAACAAAUUUUCCCCAACUCCUCGACAAGGCUCUCACUCGUCCUGGACGCUUCGAUCGCCACGUGAAUGUGGACCUACCUGAUGUCCGUGGCCGUCUUGCUAUCCUGCAGCACCAUGCCAAAAAGAUCAAAGCGGACAAGGACGUCGAUUUCAAGGCGAUCGCCAUGAGCACAGGCGGGCUGUCAGGUGCUGAGCUUGAGAACAUCGUCAAUCAAGCCGCUGUCCACGCUAGCAGAGCCAAGGCGAAGUGGGUCGGCCUCAAAGACUUUGACUGGGCCAAGGACAAAGUCAUUAUGGGCGCUGAGCGCAAGACCAUGGUUAUUACUCCAGAAGAGAAGGAAAUGACUGCCUAUCACGAGGCCGGUCAUGCUCUGGUGCAGCUACUCAGCGAGAACGCGGGGAGUCAGCUUUACAAGGUCACCGUACUGGCUCGUGGCGGGACCCUGGGGCACACUGCGUAUUUGCCGCAAAUGGACAAAUACUCAUGGAGCAAAUUGAACUAUCGGACUUCAAUCGAUACGGCUUUGGGUGGAAAGCUUGCCGAGGAGAUCGUCUAUGGGGUAGACAAUGUCACCAGCGGUGCAAGUGCGGUAAAUCAAAUCACCUGGAGAAAAUCAAAGCAUUGCAGCUGAAAGCUAAUACUACGCCUACAGGACAUCAAGUCGGCGACAUCAA
Pseudomassariella vexata is the source of this 2496-nucleotide messenger RNA. Its product is annotated as P-loop containing nucleoside triphosphate hydrolase protein. NCBI's taxonomy places the organism in Eukaryota, Fungi, Ascomycota, Sordariomycetes, Amphisphaeriales, Pseudomassariaceae. The record is from RefSeq and is a predicted model, not a curated record. Gene Ontology annotation, molecular function: ATP binding; ATP hydrolysis activity; ATP-dependent peptidase activity. The transcript has a single exon. Bases 366 to 2453 code for a protein of 695 amino acids. Gene Ontology annotation, biological process: mitochondrion organization; protein quality control for misfolded or incompletely synthesized proteins. Gene Ontology annotation, cellular component: mitochondrial inner membrane.